AUGGCACCUCAAAACCUCGAAUUCAAGUGCGCAAUCGUGACAGGCGGAGGCAACGGUCUCGGACGAGCAAUUUCAGAAUGGUUGAUAUCCCAAGGCAAGAAGGUCAUAAUUGUGGGUCGAACAGAGUCGAAGCUUCAAACCGCAGCCAAGGAGAUGGGCCAUUCCACGCCAUACUACACCCUUGACACCGGGAAUAUCUCCGCGAUCCCUACUUUCAUAAAGCAAGUCGUGCAAGACCACCCCGAAGUCGACUGCCUAAUCAACAACGCCGGAGUUCAAAGACCUCUAGAGGUCAACAACUUCGAUCUGCAAAAAGCCGACCAAGAAAUUGACAUCAACAUCAGAGGGCCCAUGCACUUGGCCAUUGGUCUCCUUGAUCACUUCAAAUCGAAGCCUAACGGUGCCUUGAUUGUCAACGUCUCCAGUGUCCUUGGUUACAUUCCGACUAGCAUCGUCAAUCCUGUCUACAAUGGCACAAAGGCAUGGGUCCACUUUUGGAGCAUGAACCUGCGGACACAGCUUAAGGACACCAAAGUUAGGGUGGUGGAGAUCGUACCACCAACUGUAGCGACGGACUUACACAGAGAGAGGUCGGAUCCAGAUGACAAUAAGAAGGAGAAGAACCCCUCGGCGCUGAGCGUUGAUGAGUUCAUGGACUUCAUCACCAAGGACUGGAAGGCGGAUAAGGAAACCAUUGGGGCAGGGCCGAGCCAAAAAGUAGUGGACAGGUGGUAUCACGAGUUUGGACCGGAUUACGAGAAGGUCGCUGGGACGAAAUGA
This is a messenger RNA of Letharia columbiana, 780 nucleotides long. RefSeq lists its product as uncharacterized. The record is from RefSeq and is a predicted model, not a curated record. NCBI's taxonomy places the organism in Eukaryota, Fungi, Ascomycota, Lecanoromycetes, Lecanorales, Parmeliaceae. The transcript has a single exon. Gene Ontology annotation, cellular component: membrane. The coding region runs from base 1 to 780 and encodes 259 amino acids.